AUCGCUGGUGAUGAGAGAAAAGAAGAGAAAAAAAAGCCGAGCGACUCGCCAGUCGCCGGCUCAUGCAGCCGAGCGCGAGUCGCCGGACAGCACGCGCAUAUAUUAUCCUUGCUCUGAUCUGCAUCGUCCCCGCCGGUGCCUCCCAAGACCAAGACCCCAAGCUUCGUCAUCCACCAGCGCCCCCAAACACAGCACGCCGUCGAGGUGGGCGGAUCCACUCGACGGGCCGGUUCCGAAUCGAAUCCCGGCAGAGCAGGCAGGUGGCCGCGACGCGGACUGAGACUAUUUCGGAUUCGUGGCGACGCCGGUGGCCAGCUCUCCCUAUAAAUCAAACCCUCAAGCAUCUUUCGGCGUCUGCAGAGCUACACCGCCUUGUGCAUCCAGGUAACAAGAGAUCGCCCUUAAACCCGAUUUAGUAGAGGAAGGGUUGCGUGGAUCCAAUCGUUGUUUCCUUUGGAAAGAAAAUCAUAUCCAAGGAGCUGCAAUGAGCAGAUCGGACAGGGGGUCGCCGUCCAAGCGGCAGCGCCGGAACGAUGCUGACGACGACGCCACGACUGGGAAGAAGAAGCACCUUUAUCUGGCACUGGAUGAUUGGAAGGGCGGGUGCAGCAUUCACAAGCUGGACGCGGAUAACAUGCAACCUUCAGGGCACCUCACGGAGCCUGCUGCCCUCCGGUUAGCGGGGCCUCUGCUUGGCCACAUGGCCUUCGCCGCUGUGGGUACCAGCAUCUUCAUCGAUACUGUGGCAGAGCGGCGUUACUACGGCAUCGACAGUUUCCCCCAAACCCUCGUCUACAACACCAAGACCGGCGCCCUUACCUUGGGCCCCCAUGUUCCAGAUGAUCUGUUUGACUUGGGUGGAGCCAUGGCUGUCGGCGAAAGAUUGUAUGCUGUAACAACAGUUUACCAUCAGCCCUCCUCCUUGAAGGUCCUGUCGAUGGCACCCAACACCAAGUUAGAGUUUUUUACUAGUAUUCCGACCAUGGAUUGGUUCUGGAAUAGCCUGCCGACAUCAACGCCGCCGUUCAAUGGAGAUGACAUUGUCACCUACGCGUUGCAUCCGGACGGAUCCACCAUCUUCGUGUCCACGAAGUACCGUACCCACUCCUUUGACUCUAGCCAUGGUGUGUGGAGGGAGCUUGGGGGUUGGGUGCUGCCCUUCCGAGGCCAAGCCUACUUUGAUGCCGACAUCGAUGGGUGGGUUGGGAUUCACCGCAAGGAGGAUGGAUAUAUAUGCUGCUGCCCAGUUGCCUCCCGUAGCGCCACCACUACUCCACGUCUCAAGUGCAGGAUGCUCAUAGAGAAGCUAUUCCGUAGCAAGGAAGAGGUGAAACAAGGCCACCAGCAUUUGAAGCCCACUCUUACCUACAUGGGUGACAGCAGGUAUUGCCUCAUUGAGAAUGUCGUUCAAGGUGAGGAUAAACAUGAGGGAUCCGUGCUCAAUGUCACCUUGUUUGGCCUCAAGUAUGAUCAUAGAGGAGAACUGCAAACUAAGGUUCGCAGAACGAGUAGAUCUUAUACGGUGUCCAAGAAUACUAUCUUUUUUUCUCAUGCAGCAUUCUGGAUGUAGUGAUGUAGAUUGUAGCGUCGGACCUACACUGCUGUUUGUUCUCUGUUAUCUAUACCUAUGCAUGCCACACUUUGUUUGAGAACAUCCCUAGAAUAUUUUGUAUUGUCUUGGAAACCGUUGUGCCUUGCCUCUUGCAUGUAUAAUAUAUAUAUGUGCAAGUAUCCUGGGUGUAAUUUAUGAUCAGUUCUAAUCUACAGAUAAGUAAUAGAGAAUUGCUAAAAAAUAAUAGAUAAGUUCUCUUGGCAA
Messenger RNA from Panicum virgatum (switchgrass), 1816 nucleotides. RefSeq lists its product as uncharacterized. The transcript is spliced from 2 exons. NCBI's taxonomy places the organism in Eukaryota, Viridiplantae, Streptophyta, Magnoliopsida, Poales, Poaceae. Bases 485 to 1570 code for a protein of 361 amino acids. The record is from RefSeq and is a predicted model, not a curated record.